AUGCCGCCGCGACGGUCGGCGCGGUCGAAAUCGCCGGCGAAAGCGACGAAGGAUGCGAUUGCGAACGCGGCGGCGGACGCGACGGCGACGAAACGACGACCGGACGCGCGCGAGGCGACGGACGAGGGCGCGCGGACGGUGAAAGCGGCGCGAACGGCGCGAGGGACGGCGGCGGGGCGGGGGAGCGCGCGUGGGGGGGGUAGUAGAGGGUUGACGACGCGCGCGAUCGAGGACGACGCGCUGUUCGCGACGGCGCGAGAGACGUGGCGGCGAAACGACGGCGAAGCGGCGUACGACGGCGAGGUGGUGCGAAAGAUUUACGAGGAGGAGCUUGGGGGGGGGAGAGCGGCGGCGGCGACGGGGCGAUUGCAGGUUUUGGACGCGACGGGGUACGCGGAACGGUUUCUCGCCGUCGGCGCGCGCGAUCGAGGGAAUUGCGAUCGAGCGCUCGUGAUGUCGGUGAUUUUAGGGGUGAAUGAAAAGUUUCGACAAGGCGUGGACGGAUUCGGGGCGUUCGCGGGAGAGGAAGGCGCGACGGCGUUUCGGAACGCGCUCGAGAGCGCGCUCGACGCGUACGCGUCGUUGACGACGAUCGAGAAGACGGCGUGCUUGAUGUUCCUCAUCAAGACGUUUGCGAGUUUGGAAAACGAAGCCGUGCGCGCGGUUGCGCUGCCGUUGGUGUCGCUGCCGCUGUGGAACAAACUCAGCGAAGGGCGUUUGCAAUUGGAAUUGACCAAGCACGAGUCGCUCGCGAAGCAUCACUCGAAAAUGUUGAAAAAGGAAGCCAAGACGGCGAAAAAGGCGGCCGAAGCGGGAGAAGCGCACGUGCCGAUCGGAGAACGCCGCGAGUCGUGCUGGCUCGUGCGCGUGAUUGAUGAUUUCGUGUCGUACGCCUCGGACGCGACGGACGAGGACGGCGUGCGCUUUUGCGAACGGUUCAUGGAGUUGGUGAUUGAUUUACUCUCUCAGCUCCCCACGCGUCGCUUCACGCGCACGCUCAUGAGCGACAAGGCGUUGCUCGUGAAAGCACGCAUGGUUCCGUUGUACACGGCCCCGAACGGUCGCCUGUACGCGCAGUUGGUCGAUUUGUUCACAUUUUACCAGUACUUUGAAAUCGACGAUCACACGGGCGCGGCGCUCAAAGACGAAGAAGUCGCGUCCGCACACUACGAUCGCUUGCUUCAGCUGCAAAGGUUAGCGUUCAAGUACAUCCCAAAGUUGAAAGAUCUCGCGCUCGGGAACUGCGCUGGGAUCGAGAGAAGAAAGAACUUGAUUCAGCACCUCGCCGUGCUCGAGCCCGAGGAGUUGUUCAAGCUCGUCACAGCGCAGCUUCGUUUGGUGGAUCCGAAUGAUCCGUGGGCGAAGGACCCGAAAUUUUUGUUAGAGGUCAUGGUCAACGUGUUCGAAAAAAGGCGCAGUCAGCGCCAGAUGAUAAACUCCAUGCCGCUCUACCCGAACGAGGACGUUUUGUGGAACGAAAACAUCAUUCCGAGCAUCGAGUACGACGGUCAGGGCGCGUUGGCGUUGCCCAAACUCAACUUGCAGUUUUUGACCAUGCACGAUUACUUGCUUCGAAAUUUCAACUUGUUCCGCCUGGAAGCGACGUAUGAAAUUCGCGAGGACCUAGCUGAUGUGUUGAAGCGCAUGCAGCCCGUCGGCGAUGGCAGCGGUGCUCGCGCGCGUUUCAACGGCUGGGCGCGUAUGGCGAUAGAAAUUCCUUCUAACGGCGUCGAAGUCGUUGAGGUAUGUAAGCCGAACGUCGGUGAAUCGAAGCCUGCCGCGGUGACGAUUGAGGUUUCAGUGGACUUUAAAAAUGCGCGUCCUGACGUGCGAGAGGAAUGGGAUCGAUUGCGCGUGCAUGACGUCGUCUUUAUGCUCGACUGCGAGGGCGUCGGUCCGAGCUCGAGCGAAGCUAAGAAUCCUGGAGAAAAGUUCGGUCUUCGCCACGUGCGCGGUGCCGAAGUGAUUGAUAUUCGUGAUGGGUAUGGGACGUACUUGAAAGAGUUUAGGUCAAGAAAUCCGAACCCACGCGAAGACGACAAGCCACCGAAAACCGUCACCGGAACGCGUCGCAUCUUUACGCUUGCGCUCGACACGGCGCAGUAUCAAAUGGACGUGAACAAGCAGAAAGAAGGAGGCGAAAACGUCUACAAUCGACUGAACGUGCUCGUUCGCCGCGAAGCGAAAGAAAAUAACUUCAAGGCGAUCCUGGCGUGCAUUCGAGACUUGAUGAACACCGACGUCAGCGUUCCAGAGUGGCUGCACGACGUGUUUUUGGGUUACGGCGAUCCCUCCGCCGCUGCGUUGUUGAACACACACGAAGCCUUGCACACGAUUGAUUUCAAAGACACUUUCUUGGAUGAGCAACACCUAGUGGAAUCGUUCCCGAAUCAUAAAGUUUCGUGGAAGAACAAGGCGAAGAAGCACAUCGCACCAUUUCGCGUCACGUUUCCGAAACCGGAAGACGAGACUCAAGACACAAUUGAAGUGGAAUCGUACGUCCGUCCUGAUCCCGGUCCGUAUCCGGAAGAUCAGCCGAACACGAACCAAGUUCGUUUCACGCCCGUACAAGUUGAAGCGAUUCGCGCCGGGUUAAACCCGGGAUUGACCAUGGUCGUCGGUCCGCCCGGUACGGGGAAGACGGAUACGGCGGCGCAAAUCAUGCACUGCCUGUACCACAACGAGCCGGGUCAGCGUACGCUUCUCAUCACGCAUUCCAACGCGGCGCUGAACGACUUAUUCAUCAAGCUUCUUCAGCGCGAUGUCCCAGCGCGCUAUUUGUUGCGUCUCGGCCAAGGCGAAUCCGAACUCGACACAGACUUGAGUUUUACUCGCGCCGGCCGCGUCGACGCCAUGUUGACCAAGCGCUUGGAGAUUUUGGCUGAAGUCGAAAAGCUCGCGGAUUCGAUCGGGCUCAAUGGUGAGGAUGUUGCGUACACGUGUGAAACUGCGGGAUUCUUUUGGAAAAUUCACGUGCUGGCGAAGUGGGAAAAGUUCACCGCCGACUUUGAUGCGAGCGACGAAAAGAACUUCGUGGAGACGUCGUUCCCAUUUAAGGAUUAUUUCGCCUCGGCGCCGAACCAGCCACUUUUCUUGGGCAAAGACAAAGAAGAAGACUUUUCGCGCGCAAAAGGCUGCAUGCGGCAUCUGCAGGUGAUGUUCACCGCCUUGGAAGAGUGUCGGGCGUUCGAAUUACUUCGUACGCAAGGCGACCGCUCCGAGUACUUGCUCACCAAGCAAGCGAAGAUCAUCGCCAUGACGUGCACGCACGCCGCGUUGAAGAGACAUGAUUUCAUCAAGCAGAGCUUGCGAUACGACAACUUGAUCAUCGAAGAAGGCGCUCAGAUUCUCGAAAUCGAAACCUUCAUACCGAUGUUACUUCAGAAGAAUGAAGACGGUCACUCGCGUCUCAAGCGCGUCGUCAUGAUUGGCGAUCACAACCAGCUUCCACCCGUGGUGAAGCACAUGGCGUUUCAAAAGUAUUCGAACAUGGAUCAAUCCAUGUUCGCUCGCUUCGUGCGUUUGGGUACGCCGUACACGCAGCUUGACGCGCAAGGUCGUGCGCGCACCGAGUUGGCCAACUUGUACAACUGGCGUUACAAAAACUUGGGCAACCUCCCGAACACGCAAACGGGGCCGUACACGCUCGCGAACGCGGGAUUCGCCCAUCCGUUGCAAUUCGUGGAUGUUCGUGGAGAAGAGUCGACACCGACGCCGUUCUUCUACCAGAAUCUCACCGAAGCGGAGUAUAUCGUCAGCGUGUACCAAUACAUGCGCAUGUGCGGCUACCCGGCUGAGAAGAUUUCCAUCUUGACGACGUACAACGGGCAAAAGAAUUUGCUUUGCGACGUCGUGAAUCAAAGGUGCACGAAUCACCCGUUAUUCGGCGCGCCCGCUCACGUCACGACCGUGGACAAGUUCCAAGGCCAACAAAACGACUUCAUUUUGCUUUCGUUGGUGCGCAGCAAGACUGUCGGUCACUUGCGAGACGUCCGUCGUAUGGUCGUUGCGUUUUCGCGCGCGCGAUUCGGCUUGUACGUCUUCGGCAACUGCGACAUGUUCUCCGAGUGUUUCGAGUUAGCGCCGGCGUUCGAGACGCUGGCCAAGUACCCUACCACACUCGAAUUGUGUGUGGGCGAAAAGUACGGCGCGUGCGAUCGCAAGACGAGCGAUCAAGGCGAAAAUACCGAAACAAUCGCCGACGGCGCCGCCAUGGGUUCGGCGGUAAACACGCUUGCGUCGCAGUGGCAAGCGAGCCAAAUGGCGGUGCACGCCAAAAAAUAG
Ostreococcus lucimarinus CCE9901 is the source of this 4284-nucleotide messenger RNA. RefSeq lists its product with no specific name. Gene Ontology annotation, molecular function: helicase activity; mRNA binding. Gene Ontology annotation, biological process: mRNA splicing, via spliceosome. The record is from RefSeq and is a predicted model, not a curated record. The transcript has a single exon. Lineage: Eukaryota; Viridiplantae; Chlorophyta; Mamiellophyceae; Mamiellales; Bathycoccaceae. Gene Ontology annotation, cellular component: catalytic step 2 spliceosome. The coding region runs from base 1 to 4284 and encodes 1427 amino acids.